UCUCUCUCUCUCUCUCUCUCUCUCUCUAUCCCCUGUUUUGUUUCCCAUUGAGUUUGGUCUCUCCCUGCAACUAUUUUGAAAUGAUGUCCUCUUCUGCAACAAUGGGGGGCCACGAAACCCACAUCCCUAGACAAGAAAAACCCCACCCAUUACAGCAAAUCGCAGAGAGCUCAACUCACAAGCUGCUUCUGAAACAAUGGCUCAAAGAAGAGGAACUCAUCUUCAAGAGGGUCGCCUUAAAUGAGUCUAAAAUUGACGGAACCAGGAAAGAAAUCACCCAGCUCUACUGUUUUUACUUUAUCUUCCAUGCCAUUGUUCUUGUUUUGUUGUACACUGCUUCGGCUAGAGAUCCGGAUAAGGCUUGCAGAAGGGUUUGGAUCCCCUCUGUUUCUGGUCUUUUGUGUUCUCUGGCCAUGAUUUGGGCCAUAAGGUAUAAGAUGGACAUGGAGGCUCACAUUGAGAAGCUUUUAGAGAGAGAAAAAGAGGAUGGGAAGCUGCUUUUGAAGUGUGUUCAAGAACUGAAGAAGAAGGGUGUGGAUUUUGAUCUCUUGAAGGAGGUCGACGCAUUGAGGAGGGCUAAGAGUUUGAGGGUGGAGACGAAGCCUGUGAAGAAAUGGUCGUCGAUGGAUUUCGUCACACUUUUCUUCGUGGCGAUCUCUUGUUUGAUUUUGGGGAUCACAAGAUGUGUUCUCUGCAAUUAGAAUGGGGUUUGGGGUUUCUUGGCUUCUUUCUCUCUCUAAAUCUGGUUUAGCAGGGUUUUGGGGUCUCCCUCUCUGUCUCUUAUCACUCAAUAUGUGUUGGGUGACUCUCUCUCAGAGGGUUUUUUUUAUUUUCUAUUUUCCCCUUAACUUACAGUCCACCAUUACAGAACAUAUUGUUCUUCAUAGAAUGUCAUGUUUCAAGCUUAUUGGGAGUUAAUAACAUUUCUGUGAAUUUUU
Messenger RNA from Amborella trichopoda, 938 nucleotides. RefSeq lists its product as uncharacterized. Lineage: Eukaryota; Viridiplantae; Streptophyta; Magnoliopsida; Amborellales; Amborellaceae. The record is from RefSeq and is a predicted model, not a curated record.